AUGUCCAGAACAAUAACACUAGCUGUAUCUACCCCCUCUAAUAAGAAGGGUAACACGUCCACUUACUGUAUAUUGGAUAAUAAGGAUGGCAAGUUUACAAGAAUACGAAGAAGCUCGAAUUUUGGCGAUGAAAGCGUAGAUAGCAGUGUGCUGGCAUUUUGCUACCUGGUUCCAAAGGAUAGAUCACUAUAUGGCAACCAAAAACCAAGUCAAAGAGCUGAAAAAACUAACAAUCCAGUUGAAGGUGACUGUACUAGUAACAUUAACUCUGAAGUCGAAGAAAACGAAACUAAUUUUCCUAAUUUUGACCUAAAAGAUGAUUCUGACUAUAUGCUCAUAUGCAGGUCUAAUGGGAUCAUUGAGGUUGUUAAGGACUAUCGACAAAAAAUUUAUCAGAAUUCCUCUUUAUGCCCACAAUUCUUAUGGAAAUGCUUCCCUGAUGACAUCGACCCAACAGGAGAUUUCGACUUUAGCAUUGCAAAUCUAUCAUACUUCAAGGGCUUGCUUUAUUGUUGCACCACAUCUGGAAAAGUAUAUAUAUUUAUUCUUAAUCUUCCAGAAGAUUAUAUUCAGGUUGAAAACCUAAUUAGUAACAGUGAUAGCAACAAGAUCAAAGAUAUGAAAAAUGAUGGUAAUGGAGGAACAACUGCUGCUCGAAAUAUAUCCCCUGAUGAAGACGAAUUCUUUAAAUUGACUCAAUACAGAUACUGCGGUAAAACUGAUGAUAUCUGCUAUUUUUUAAUUCCUAUUGAUGAAGACACUCGUAAUAGUAUCUUGGGACAACAAAAAUACACAGCCAGCUAUAGUGGAGCAAUAAUGUAUAAGUCGUCAGGUUAUAAUAGACUUGACCAAGGUAUUGCAAAUUUUCAAAUAAACCCACUGGAUAGGCUGAGUUUUAUUGUAUCUGCACAAAGGUCACCGCUUAUGAUAAGAAAAGUUGUUAUGACACGGAUAUUUGUUAUUUUUUUGCGUACCUAUUUGAAGAAGAAAUUAGAAUGCCAAUCAAAUCAAUAUUUGCAAUCAUCCUCAUUGAUUUUCAAUCUGGAUAAUGACAUUGCAAACAUGCCACAAAUUGAUCAUCGUUUGUGGAAUUCGAUUAUACAGCUGUCUGGUACAGCUCCAUUACAAUCAAUUAUCGUUUGGAAGCAAAAGUUUGGGGGGAGGAAAGAUGAAAUUGAUAAACUAUUGCAUAACAUAGCUGAUAAUCAAAAUGUUGAAUUAGCGGAAAAUUUAAGUAUAUCUACUAGGCCACUAUCUAGAGGGAAUUUGAUGGUAAAUAGGUCCCAAGACUCCCUGUUCAGACGAAUAAAUUACAUGUCUAGACAGUUGACGGAAAAAAAAGUGGAUACGCUCCUGAAAUCACUAAAAAAAAACACCUUCCCUAUUGAUUUUUGUGCUGUUCAAUUGCGACAAGAAAGUCAGCAACAUAUAUUUAAUGGGUCAUAUACGUUCAAUGAUGAGCCGCCAUCUGAUGUAGAAGAUGAUGUGAUAGUAUCCUUCCUUACAGACAAAUAUAGGAAUUUGGACAUUUAUAGUAUCGAAAAGUUUUUGAAAUUUCAUGUUUUCAGACCAAGGUUGAUGAAUGAACCCUUGGUGGAAAUCAAUGUGUACCCAAAUCACCAGUACAGUGAAUUUAGCAAUACAAAGGAUUCGAGGGAGAGAUUUGAUGAAAUAUUAUCACAAGUUUGCUCAUUCAAAAAGUUGUUUGUAUUAACAGAAAAGAUAAUUCUAAUUAUAGGAAGUGGUGGUGUUUUAUUAUUAGAUAGAAGUCUUCUUAAGUAUAUGAAUCACUUAAGCGAUAACCCAAUUGAAUCAAUUUGUAUCAUUAAGAUAGAUCUGGGCCUACUGAAUGAUGCUAUAUUACUGGUUGAUCGCUUUGAAACUUGCAAGGAUUGUAGUGGUGUACUACUCAAUUUCCAGUUAAUUACAACAAACCUAAGUGGCGAGAUAAACUCUUAUAAUUGCAUGAUGAGACCUCAUUCAAGAAUUGGAAGCUAUGAAUGCACCGACAGUAUUCAGUUAACAAAAGUCGGUAAAUUCGUUGAUAAAUUAAUUUUCAUAACUGAUUUCAAAGAACAAGUAUCAAGUCGUAAAAGGUCGCAAUCAGAUAUUGAAAUGGGACAGAGUAGGAAGAAACAGAGGUCACUAUCUGAUAAUUUCGUCAUAUCUUCAAUCUAA
This is a messenger RNA of Nakaseomyces glabratus, 2178 nucleotides long. It is a transcript of the gene GID12, whose product is annotated as Gid12p. NCBI's taxonomy places the organism in Eukaryota, Fungi, Ascomycota, Saccharomycetes, Saccharomycetales, Saccharomycetaceae. The record is from RefSeq and is a predicted model, not a curated record.